Molecule: messenger RNA, 3701 nt
Organism: Sclerotinia trifoliorum
Lineage: Eukaryota; Fungi; Ascomycota; Leotiomycetes; Helotiales; Sclerotiniaceae
Source: the annotation of a GenBank genome assembly
UUCCAUUUCAAUUGAGUGAUUUGUCCUCAAUCUUUUUUCCGUUCACACAUUACAUUUAUGGAUUUAUGAUUAGGAUUUUUUUAAUAGACAUUUACUUUUAACUUAUUCAUUUGAAAACCCUUGAAUAUUUUUGAGGGGUUUUCCCUCACAAUUAAUAUAAUACCGUCACCCACGAGCAAAGUCAAAAAGUGAGAGCUCAAACAAAAAUGGUGAAAACUGUAGAUCCCAAGCCAGCGCCUGGUUCACAUGAUUCACUCGCGGCACAAUAUGCGAGGGCAAAGGCGCGCAAAGAAGCUCAGGAGCGGGCUAUCAGAGAGGGGAAGAAGCUGGAUAAGGACGGGAAUAUAAUUCAACCCAAAGUACCCAGAAAGAAGGAUAAAAAGGAUGAGCUAAAUGAAGCAAAGAGAGCCAAAUGGAGGAGGGAGUGGUGGGCAGUUGGAGGUUGGUGGGCUUGGUUGGCGUAAGUUUCUCUGCGGAGGGCUUUAGAGGGGCAUAGUGCUAAUCAAUUUCAUGAAUAGGGUUAUGCACGCCGUGGGGAUAUAUUACUUUACAAAAGGAUUCCUACUCACACGGUUGGUGUUGGAAGAAUCAUCGACUUGUGCUGAACCACCGAUUGCAAGAACCGUCGAUUAUAAAGGAGCUGGUACACCGGAGGGGGGAUGUUGGCAUCCAAAGACAUUUGAUAGAGCUGUGGUGGUGAUUGUGGAUGCGUUGCGCUACGAUUUCGCGGUACCAUUCGCCGGUGAUGAUCCGCAGGCUUUUCAUAACGCGUUACCAUUCUUGUACGAAACUGCACGCAGAGAACCACACAAUGCAUUCUUAUUGCCUUUCAUCGCGGAUCCGCCUACAACUACAUUGCAAAGAUUGAAGGGUUUGACAACUGGAACACUCCCUACAUUUGUGGAUGCGGGGUCGAACUUUGCGGGUACUGCCAUUGAAGAGGACAAUCUUUUGGGUCAAUUGAAAGAUGCUGGUAAAAAGAUUGUACAUCUUGGUGAUGAUACAUGGACUGCACUAUUCCCUGGAUAUUUUGAACCGAAUAUCAGUCGAGCAUAUGAUUCCCUUAAUGUAUGGGAUUUGCAUACGGUAGAUAAUGGUGUUACUGAACACAUUAUGCCACUGCUUGAAAAUGAGAAGAAAGCCGACUGGGACGUUAUGUUCGCGCACUAUUUGGGUGUUGACCAUGCGGGACAUAGAUAUGGACCAAAUCAUCCGGCCAUGACAAGCAAGUUACAGCAGAUGGAUAUUGUGAUCAGGGGACUUGUGGACAAGCUUGAUGAUGAUACCUUGUUGGUUAUCAUGGGUGACCAUGGUAUGGAUGGUAAAGGCGAUCAUGGGGGAGAGAGCGAUGAUGAAGUGGAAGCUGCAUUAUGGAUGUACUCUAAGAAGGCGAUAUUCGGUCGCACCGAUCCAACUUUUGUGACGCCUCCACAAAAUGCAAAAACACGACCAGUCAACCAAAUUGACUUAGUGCCAACUCUUGCACUGCUCUUGGGUUUGCCAAUUCCUUUCAAUAACCUCGGAAAGCCUAUCGAGGAGGCUUUUGCGGGCAAGAAAGGUAACGCCUGGGAAACCCUGGCAAAUGUGGCUAGAAUGACCGCUGCUGGUAUUAAGAGAUACCAAGCUGCAUACUUUGCUGCCAGGGGCAUUGACGAGAGCACUAUUGAUGGUUCCCCAUCUGCUCUUUGGUUGACAGCUGAGCAGACGCUGAAUUCUAAAUCAGCUCAAAAGUCUAUGGAAGUUUAUCAUGCAUUCUCUGCCUAUCAAACAGAGACUUUGCGAAUUUGUCGAGAUCUAUGGGCACGAUUUGAUGUUCCUAGUAUGAUCUUGGGCAUUUGCAUUCUUGCUGCUAGUGUACUAGCUUUGGUCCUCUAUGCCAACAGCAAUGCUAGUGAUGGCAAUGAACCCGAAUCGGCGGAGCUAGACGAAGCUCAAGCCAAACUGGAACUUGAAGCUGCUGCAAAAGGAGAGAGAUCUAUUGGAGACGAGGAAAUCAAUCCAAAUUUGCUCUUUUCGAUUUCUUUGGCUUCAGCCGUUGGUGCAGCUGUGGGGCUAUCUCUCUGGACCAUGAAAGCCACUAUUUUGGAAGAUGUAAUCGAAGGGCAAAUUGUGGAAUUGACUGCAAAUGGUGCUGUCAUAGGAGGACUCAUUGGAGCUCUACUUUCAUUGAUAAAAAUUGGUAAUCCCUUCCCGACUACAUUUUGGGGUUGGUUGGCAGUCAUCUUCACUGUUAGUCAAUCUAUUGGCUUUGCAUCUAAUUCCUACACUAUCUGGGAAGACUCGAUCUUGUUGUUUCUCAUCACAACUUUUGGAGUAGCUGGUGUUGUUUCUUCGCUUAGACAAUCGGAAAUACGCAGUCGUACCCUGGGAGUAUACCACUCCAUCGUAUUCAUUGGUCUUGCCUGGGUAGCCUCAUACUCUAAGUUGUGCAGAGAAGAGCAGAUGCCUUAUUGUAGAUCUACAUACUAUGCCUCUGCCACGUCCUCUACUUCCGCCCCUUGGCAAUUACUCAUUCCAUUCUUCUUCGCAUUUGCCUUGCCUGCAUUCAUCAAAUCUUACUACGCAACCAGUCUCUCCUAUGAAGGUUUUGCACCGGCCUGGAUUGGUGGAGUUUUCAGGUUCGGGCUUUUCCUCAUCGCUACAUUUUGGACUUUAGAAGCCGCCGAUGAUGGGAAUUGGUUUCCUAGCUUGAGCGAAGGUGCUUUGAAAGCUAUGCGAGUACCAAUUUCUCAGACAGUUCUUGCUAUGGCUAUCGGUGCUGGAACUAUUGCAUUCAAUUUUGCACCACCGUGCAUUGCUAUUGGCACGGUCUCACUGGGUGACCUUGCACCUGCCGGAGCCCCCAAACAACAAGGUACACGCGUUAUGAUCCUUGGUUAUGGCAAUACUCAUGGUGCCCGAUACUUCCUCCUCAUAACCAACGUACUUUUAGCCGUUCUCAUGGUUCAGAAACCCGUGGGCUUCGGUGCCCUCUCUCUCAUGUCUCUCCAAAUCCUUUCUCUCGUGGAAUUCCUAGAUCUCAACUCCUUGACCAACUCUCCCAUCGGACCUAUCAUGCUAGCCGUCCUCGGAUCCUUCCACUUUUUCAAAACUGGUCAUCAAGCCACUCUUCCCUCUAUCCAAUGGGAAUCCGCUUUCAUCCCUCUACACACAAUCCGCUACCCUUGGUCUCCCAUCCUCGUCGCUCUCAAUUCAUUUGGCCCUCAAAUCCUUGCGGCAACCGCAGUCCCUCUCAUUGUCUUCUGGAAACAACAACCAAAGAAAAGGGGACUCUUGAAAGCAGUUACCGCUGCUUUGGCAUGGCAUAUUCUGUAUUAUGCGGUUACGGCGUUAGCAACGACAAUGUGGGCUGGCUGGUUGAGAAGACAUCUUAUGUUGUAUCGCAUUUUUAGUCCGAAGUUCAUGAUGGCUGGUGCGGUACUGGGGGUUGUGGAUCUGGUAGGGUUGACGGUUGUGCUACUGGGGACUAGAGGGAAUGUGAGUAGUGUGUGGAGUGUGUUUGGAUGGCCUUGAGUAGGGAGGUUGUAAUGUGUGUGGAAUUAGAUUAUUAUGGUUUCAUUGGUGUAGCUGCGCCUGAAUAGAUAAACGGAAGAGGACACUCUUUUGGAUAACAUAGCAUAGCAUAGCAAUGAUAUGGUAUGGUAUGAGUGUGGAGCAAACAGGAAUAAAAUUUAGAAUAAUAGAUUUGUUUAUCACUCAUU